AUGUUUGACCUUCCCAGAAAGACGUACACCGUUGCCUCGACGGGCCACACGUACGAAUACAUCCGCAUCGAGGCGGCCAAUGCAACCAAAAGUACAAUCCUGUUCUUGCAUGGCUUCCCCGCCAUUGCUUCUGGCUGGCAUCACCAGAUAAAGUAUUUUGCGGACCUGGGACACCGCAUCAUCGCACCUGACCUGCUGGGGUUCGGCGGUACUUCCAAUCCAGAGUCUGCUUCAGAAUACCGCAGCAACAUCUUGAUCGAAGAUACCAUCGCCGUGCUGGAUCAUGAGAAGAUCGGUCGCUUUCAUGGUGUUGGUCACGAUGCUGGAACCUAUGUACUGUCGAGACUAUACAACUAUCACCCCGCGAGACUCUUGAGCAUGACAUUCAUCGCCGUGCCAUACGGCGCCCCGGGAACGCACUAUGACCUGGAAGCUAUGAAUCAAUUGACAAAAAAGCUCAUCGGUUUCGAGAAGUUCGCGUACAUGUACUUCCUUUCGUCCGACCGGUCGCCCGAGCUCAUAGAGCAGCAUCUGGCGUCAUUUCUGAACGUCGCAUACCACAAAAACGUUGACAUCAAGGCGGACAGCUUCUACCCGCCUGGCAAGUUACAAGCUUGGCUUGAGGCGGAUCGGAAUGACGAGCAGGUCCUCUUGAGCCCGGAGGAGAGCACGAGGUGGCUGGAGGCAUUCCGUAAAAGCGGCUUCCGGGGCGCUACCAAUGGAUACCGCGUCAUGGCCGAGAAUCUCAACGAGGAACACGAGAAGGCCGACCUUGCCGCUGGCAAGCUGACCACCAAAAUCGAAAUCCCCGUCCUAGCCAUCGAAUCAACGCCGGACAAGGCCAGCCUGCCUGGCUUCAUGGAAGGCGCUAUCAAGCCGUAUGCCACAGCGCAGCUGACGACAAAGACUGUCGAAAGUCAAGGGCACUAUCCCCAUAUCGUAUCAAAAGAAGAAGUCAACCAGGCAGUACACGAGUUUCUAUCUCGGAUAGACUCGUGA
Cyphellophora europaea CBS 101466 is the source of this 999-nucleotide messenger RNA. RefSeq lists its product as uncharacterized. The transcript is spliced from 3 exons. Gene Ontology annotation, molecular function: hydrolase activity. The coding region runs from base 1 to 999 and encodes 332 amino acids. The record is from RefSeq and is a predicted model, not a curated record. Lineage: Eukaryota; Fungi; Ascomycota; Eurotiomycetes; Chaetothyriales; Cyphellophoraceae.